GAGGCAGAGUAGAGCCAGAAACAGAGAAACAAGAGGAGACCUGCCGGCCCCCCCGACUCAAUAUGGGUAUAGAAAUCCACCAUACCGACGACCACAAGUCCGGUGGGGAUGAGAAAAAACAACUUUUCUCAUCACUUCCUCCUCUAGUUCUCGGUCUUCAACCCUCUGCCCUCAUUGAUCAUGUCGCCAAAGUCGAUUCCUAUCUUCUCUCCAAAAUUCCCGGCGAAACUGGUGGUUCUUUCCCGGUUGAAGUUGAAGAGCUUGAGCAGAUAUUAACAGAAGUUAACAUUCAUGGGUUAUCAUCCUCCUCUCCAAAUGAACAAUCUUUAUGGAAGACAAUGGCUGGGGGAAGUGUUGCAAAUUCUAUUAGAGGUUUAUCUGCUGGAUUUGGAAUCUCAACAGGUAUAAUUGGGACUUGUGGGGAUGAUGAAUUGGGUAAACUUUUUCAAAGUAAUAUGAAUUCUUAUGGAGUAAACAUAUCGAGAUUGAGAAAACAAAAUGAGAAAACUGCUCAGUGUGUUUGUUUGGUGGAUGAAUUGGGCAAUCGCACAAUGAGACCUUGUCUUUCAAAUGCUGCUAAGAUUCAGGCUGAUGAACUAUCAAGAGAUGAUUUUAAAGGCUCUAGGUGGUUGGUAAUCAGAUAUGCAAUAGCAAAUUUGGACAUUAUUCAUUCAGCUAUUAGAAUUGCUAAACAAGAGGGUCUUUUUAUUUCUCUUGAUUUGGCCAGUUUUGAGAUGGUUCGAAAAUUUAGAGAACCUCUUCUAGAGUUAUUAGAAUCGAGGAACAUUGAUCUAUGUUUUGCCAAUGAGGAUGAAGCUAUGGAGCUCCUAAGGGGUGAAGAAAAUUCAAAUCCGGAAGCUGCCCUCGAGUUUUUGUCAAAAUAUUGCAAGUGGGCUGUGGUUACGCUAGGGGCCAAUGGAUGCACUGCUAAAAAUGGAAAAGAGAUUGUUAAGGUUCCUGCAAUUGGAGAAACAAUAGCUAAAGAUGCAACUGGAGCUGGAGACUUGUUUGCUUGUGGGUUCUUAUAUGGAAUGGUGAAGGGUUUGUCUAUGGAGGAAUGUUGUCGUAUUGGGACAUGUAGUGGUGCUGCAGUUAUUCGUUCUUUAGGAGGAGAAGUCACGACUGAGAAUUGGCAGUGGAUGCAUAAACAAUUGGAAACCGAAGGCUUGAAUUUAUCGAGUAAUAAUAAUAAUAGCAUUUGAAACCGGGCAAUAGAGGUUCAAACAUGUAGGAUGGAUUGAUUAUUAAUGUUGUUUUUCUGUUUGUUUUGGGGAUGAGUAAUUUAUCCAACAUUCCUUUGAACUCUUUGUUAUGGUUGUAAGUGUAUUUAUAUUUUGACUCUAA
This is a messenger RNA of Impatiens glandulifera, 1344 nucleotides long. RefSeq lists its product as uncharacterized. The transcript is spliced from 7 exons. NCBI's taxonomy places the organism in Eukaryota, Viridiplantae, Streptophyta, Magnoliopsida, Ericales, Balsaminaceae. The record is from RefSeq and is a predicted model, not a curated record. Bases 63 to 1202 code for a protein of 379 amino acids.